UUUAAGCUUCAAGGGUACUCAGUCUAGUUUACUCUGGCCAGCUGAUAAUUCAGAACACUGCAGGAAUUCACUGAAGUCUUAUGUUUUCGAGGGCAAAGGGGGUGGCUCUGAAGUAUUUCUUUGUUUGGAUUUUUUAUUUUACCAAUUGUGGUGUUCUGAUGGAUUUGCUUAAGAAGGUCUUAAAGUAGUAAAGGUUACACAAAGGAAUCUUUGAGGAGUUUUUUUGCUGACGAAUGUUCACAACUCUUUUCUUGUAUAAGGAAGUAGCAAACUGUAAAUGCCAACUGUUCUGUUCCUUGUUUUUACAGUUGCUCUGCACUCUUUAGGGAGUAGGAAGUUGUGUGUAGCCAGUAGGAUUGCAGGAACUGAGGCAGUAAUCAUUGGUUGAGUUUUCAACUGUGAUUAGAGUGCUGGCGUAUUUGUCGUGACAGAAAGCCCUUUCUGUUAAGAAGCAAGUACAGGAGUUUCUGAGACCUUUUUUAUACUGUGCAUCAAGAUGCAGAAUUUCUCUUGGAUUGAAGUUGUAAAUUAUGACAGGCACAUUCAGCUCCUACUGCAGCACUGAAAACCGGAAGAAGGGAUAGUGUGACCUGUGGGAGACCAGCUUUCCUCAUGAUGCAAAGAGAAGAGCUCCUGUUGCAUUUCCUGUCGUAAGUUAAUAGACUGAAUGAAUGUAGUAAAUAUUUGAGUACAGCGAGCAAAUAUCAAUUAUAGUUUGUACUGUGCUUUACUGAAUAUGGAAGAAAAUAACACAUUACCUGACUGCAGUGAGCAUUUGGAACAAGAUAAUGAAAUAGAGAAAAAGUCCAGCCAGACUCUCUUCACUACAUUUUCUAUGAAAGCGCUUUUUGGAUUUACUUCUAAAUUGGAAUCGUCAGCCUCAAAAGAAGACACAGUCCUUACUGCAUUUCGUCCUUUGGAUGCCAAUGCAAAUGCCCAAGUUGACAACCAAGAUAUGAAGAUUAAUGAUGACAAUGAUGCAGAAAUUCAUCAUAUAUUUCCCAAAACACAGCAGGCUGCCCCAGAGGUCACUGGCCAGGUGGACCUGGAGCCGGAGCUAGCGGAACAGAAAGAACUCCCUUUUCCUCAUUUAGAGUCUGCACAGCCUCUUUUGUCUGCAUCUGACAGAGAAGACAAGGAUUCCAUUCUUGUACAAGGUACUUUAGUUCAUACAACAAGUGACACAGAAUCAGACAAUGAGAGUACAGACCUAGACAGUGAGGCAAGAGAAACAAACAAAUCUGUGUUAAAUAAUGUCGCUUUGUCUACUCAGUUUUUGGAAAAUAACAAACAGUAUAAGGAAGAGUCAGAAUCAGAAAGGCGCAGCAAAAGUGAAGGUGCUGUGGACGGAGAUGAAAUUGAGUCAAUAUCACCGCCUCCUAAGCAGCUUUCAACAGAGUCAAGGGAUGCUUUGGAAUGUGGCUCUGGUCCAGAAGACAUCAUGUUAGCAGAUGAGCCUUCCAGUGGCUCACCUGCCACAGGGGAGAGCCCCCAAGAACCCGGAGGUGGUGAAGAGCAAGGGUCUUCCAUGAAUAACAUAUCUCCUCAGAAAACAGCAGUGGGUGAAAAGACUUUUCAGCUUCCAGCUUUCUUUAGUGGGUUGCGUGUACGGAAAAAAGGACAAACUGCUGAAGAGAGAGAAACUAUCACCGAAAUUAAACAACAAGACAGUGAUUUGGCUUUGCUUAAAUUAAGACAGCCUGUUAAGAAAGCCAAUAUUACAUCAGACCUGUUCGCUAAAAAGAAAUCAGCUGAACCUAAAACAAAUCCUAAUAUCCUGGAACAGCUCUCACAUCUGUUCAAAAUUGAUGGUACCAAAAAUGAAGAUACAGCAGAAGAUUCUGGUGAGGCAAGUAGUGAGACUGAGGACAGUGAGGGAGGCCCAGAGAGCAAAUCCUCAAGCAAAGAACCUCAGUCGCCUUCUGAAGAAACAAAACUGGGCCCGGCUGAGUCUGCAUUGGAUGUAUUUAAGGCUUUGUUUAUGCGGCCUCCAAAAAAGGAGACAACUGCAGACACUUCAGAGCUAGAAGCCAUAAAACAAAAAAUGAGACAUGAAAAGGAGUCAUUGAAAGCUGUAUUUGAACGGUCAAAAUCAAAGCCUGGAGAUGGAACAUCUGAGCAAAAAUCUCCUGACCUGAGUCCCUCAGAGCAGGAUGAUAAGACUCCAGGGAGGCUUCAGACUGUAUGGCCACCACCUAAAAUAAACGAUCAAGAAGAAAAAGUGGGAUUAAAAUACACUGAAGCAGAGUACCAAGCUGCCAUUUUGCACUUAAAGAGAGAACACAAGGAAGAAAUUGAAAACUUAAAGUCUCAGUCUGAACUCAGGGUCUUCCAUAUUCGUGGAGAGCAUGCUUUAUCAACUGCAAAGCUUGAGGAAGCCAUAGAAAAUCUCAAGAAUGAACUGGAAAAUAAAUUAAAUAAAGGAAGUGAGAAAGCAAAGGAUGUCUGUGUAUCUACUGAAGAUGAGAACCCACCAAAGACUUACAGAAAUGUUUGUAUACAGACUGACAGAGAAACCUUCAUAAAGUCUAGUGAAGAGGAAAACAGAAUUGUGAAGAAUAACCAAAUAGUACCUAAAAAACUUAAUUUAUCUUCUUUAAAUCAUAAUAUUUCAGCCCAAAGUGACAAUAAGGAAGCAUGUUAUCCUAUGACAUCUCCAGAAAGUGUUUUAUCUUGUCAACCAAAACAAACAUUGCCGCUACCACCACCACCUCCACCUCCACCACCACCACCACUUCCCCCUCCUCCCGAAUCUCCAGUACCAAGUUUAGUCCCUCCACCACCUCCAUUGCCACCAAGCUUGAGAACCUUUCCAUUGAUAUCCCAGUAUGGAUCUGACCCACCACCACCUCCUCUACUUCCCUCGGGUUAUGAGAAUCUUCAAGGACUGCCACCACCACCACCACCACCAGUGCCGGGAUUUGGGGCUCCUGGUCCACCUCCAUUGCCUGGCUGUGGACCACCUCCUCCACCACCACCUCUUGGAACUGGGUGGUUUUUUAAUAGCACUUUAUCUUCAAGCCAGGGUCCUCGAAAGCCUACCAUUGAACCUAGCUGUCCUAUGAAGCCUUUGUACUGGACCAGGAUACAGAUACAAAACAGAAGCAAAACUUCUACACCAACCUUAUGGGACUCAUUAGAAGAACCUGACAUACUUGAUACUAGUGAAUUUGAAUAUUUAUUCUCCAAAGACACUGCUCAGGAAAAGAGAAAACCAUUAUCAGAAUCUUAUGAAAAGAAAAGCAAGGCCAAAAAGAUUAUCAAAUUGAUGGAUGGAAAGAGAUCUCAAACUGUAGGAAUUUUGAUAUCCAGUUUGCAUCUGGAAAUGAAGGAUAUUCAACAAGCUAUACUAAAUGUGGAUGACUCUGUAGUGGACCAGGAAACUCUCGAAGCACUGUAUGAGAAUAGAGCACAAAAAGAUGAAUUGGAGAAAAUAAAACAGCAUUAUGAGACUUCAAAAAAAGAGGAACUGAAGCUACUGGACAAGCCAGAACAGUUUUUAUAUGAGUUAUCUCAGAUACCCAAUUUCGCAGAACGUGCACAAUGUAUUAUCUUUCAGUCAGUUUUCUCUGAGGGGAUAACCUCUGUGCAUCGGAAAGUGGAUAUUAUUACUUGUACAUCUAAGGCUUUGCUGAGCUUGAAAAGUGUGAAGGAAAUUCUAGGUUUGAUUUUGGCUUUUGGAAACUAUAUGAAUGGUGGGAACAGGACACGAGGUCAAGCAGAUGGAUUUGGUCUGGAAAUUCUUCCCAAAUUAAAGGAUGUUAAAAGCAGAGAUAAUGAAAUUAACCUUGUGGAUUAUGUUGUCAUAUAUUAUCUGCGGCACUGUGAUAAGGAAGCUGGAACAGACAAGAGCAUUUUUCCUCUACCAGAACCACAGGAUUUUUUCCAGGCCUCCCAAGUUAAGUUUGAAGACCUAAUAAAAGACUUAAGGAAACUGAAGAGAGAUCUAGAAGCCUGUGAAAAGCAAAUGAGAGUGGUUUGUAGAGAAUCUUCAGAACAACAUCUCCAGCCCUUCAAAGAUAAACUGGAAGAGUUCUUUCAGAAAGCUAGAGAAGAACACAAGAAAGAAGAGAAUUGUUUGGAGAAUGCAAAGAAAUGCUUUGAAGAAACAGUGGGAUACUUUGGGAUAAAGCCAAAGUCUGGUGAGAAGGAGAUCACACCAAACUACGUUUUCACGGUGUGGUACGAGUUCUGCAGUGACUUCAAGAUCAUUUGGAAACGAGAGAGCAAAAACAUUUCCAAAGAAAGAAUUAAAAUGGCACAGCAAACCGUAAACAAGUUAACUGCAGAGAAGAAGGUUGAAACAAAAAAAAUCAACCCCACGGCUAGCCUGAAAGAAAGACUACGUCAGAAGGAAGCCAAUGUGACCACCAACUGAAAGAAGACACAUGAAAAUAAUGACAGUGUGACUUAAUACCUUGCAUGAUGCUUUACUGUGUCCAUUCCCUAGGGAGCACCUUAUGUUAGAUGUUAUGGAAUCCUGCUUUGCACAUCUUUCCCAAGACAAUCCACCAGAGAUUUUUCAGUUCUUCUAAGCAGUUUGCUCAUUCUGUAGAGGGAACACUAAGCUGUUUACAGGGGAAUUAUGAAUGGUUUUAUAUUACUCUUCCUUACGUGGUUUUAAAAUGACACUGUUUUCUAAAUGGUUAUUUGAAGUAGUCUAUGCAUAAUGCACUAACGCAAAAGAGGUAAAAUCAGGAUGUUGGAUCCUGAAUUAAGUAACUGCUAACAAUCUAUACAUUUUUUACAGGGACUUUAGGUAGGUUGCAACAGAGGUAUCGUUCAGGUUGAGAGGCUAUUUUACCGUAAGUUUUGACUUCUGUACUGAGUGCAGCAUUGAUUCUAAAUAAUAUUUAUAAUGUAUAAAUAAUAUUAAAUUAGUCUUUCUAAAAUGAAUGAAGAUUCAUUAUAAAUGUAUUAUGUAUUUUACCAUAAGUAUUUUUAUAGAAACCUGAGUCUAUGCCAUAUGCAUUGAAAUGGAAAACAAUAUUUUGCACAUGGGAAGAGAGAAAUAGCCUCAAAUUCUGUUGUCCUGUGGUAUAUGUAGAUGAUAUCACUAACAUGUUAAUUUUAUGGUGUUGACUUGAUGAUUCUUGCACUGUCUUCAUGUUGUCUGGUUUCACAAGAACAAAUGACAAGUAUUUUUUUUUAAUUCAACGCAUGGUCAAAUAUCAACACCAUCAGACAAUUUAUUUGUUAUCAUUCAGCUAAGGGGAGCACAUAAUGUAUCCCCUUAAAGUUAUACCAAUAAAUCUCUAGCUUUCAAUUUUCUUGAAAGCCAUAUUAUUUAAUAAUAAAACAAGGGUGUCAAAGACAUGGCCUGCAGAGCCCCAUCAUCCAGCCCCACACCACUGCCUUUGGGUCCAGAGUUGACUCUCAAGCUGCAUGCAAGACCGAGUAUGCAGACCAUGCAGAGCACCCACUCUGCCCAGCCCAGGACCCAUGCUACAUGCUGUGUGGGGCCUGGAGCAGCUGGAGGAUGUGCCAUGUGAAACACAUGUCCCAGAUCAGCCCUACACAGGCACCACAUGCAGUGCAGUCCUAGAUUGGCCAGAGUGUGUGUCACAUGCACUAGAUCCAACACACAGGAGUGAAGAGGGUGGGUCUGUGGGCCAAUUGGGGAGCCAGCUACACAGGCUAUUUAUCCAGCCUGUGGGCUGGUCCUGCAUCAUACAUCAAGGCUGCAGGGCCAGGUAAAUUGGAUACCCAUGCUAUACAACAUAUUUUCCAGCUGAUUUUUGUCUAUCGUGUAUUUAUAACUGUAUGUACUCUACUAUAUAGAAUUUGAGGAAUAACUAAUAGAAUUACCUUAAUGUACUCUUGUGAUAAUAUAAUCCCUGAAUAUAAAAUUAGGAUUUAGAGCCUGAACCUUAAAGUGCUGGAUGCCUUCAGGAAAAAUGUUACUUGAGGACACUCACUGCUUUCCAGGGUCAGACUCCUUAAAAGAAAUACCCAUGCAACUGAAAAAGUUUUAAGGUGAAACCAAAAUAGACACUCUUAAAAAAUAAAUAAACCUUCUGUGAUGGGCUAACACUAGACUGAAACUGAACAGCCAAAUAUGGAAAGAGCAUAUGAAGAAAAUUUCAAUUUACUAAAUCACUAAAACCUUAAGAGCUAGUGGUUAUUAUGAGACCUAACCAAUGCAAAUGAAAUAAUGAUUAAGUAAAAAGGAUAGAAAGUAUAAUGAGGAAGAUAUUAAUCCCUUUUCCUAGUACUGUAAAGAGUAUGCAUGAAAGUAAUCUAGUGGGUUAUCUACAUAAAUGAGAUGUUAUAGGAUUUUGUUAUGAAGUCUUAGGCAAAGUUGAUAUGUUUGUUAAAGAAAAUAGUAACUGAAGCAGCUUAGUUCAUGUUUCCUAUUGGGCAAAUUCUUAGUUUGCAGGUUCCUUAAAUGGUUAUUAUUUCAUUCCUGUACAGAUAAACAUAAGGGACCUAAGACAGGCCUAUAUAUUUUGGAAUUUAUAGCUGCUAUUCAAAUAUUUAAUAUGCAUAAAUAUCUUACAGAUGAAAACAAAUCAAAUAUAUAUUGAUGAAGGUAAAAUGGAUUCAUAGUUUGUUUGUUUUUUCCAAUUGGCACGGAAAUUUGGGGAAGCACUAGCCUAAUGGAAAGAAACUAAAUCCCAAAGACUGAAAUGUUUGGUCUUCCAUCAAACCAAGCACACAAAGGAGUGAAUCUGUUUAUACUUUUGUUAGUGGUAAACAUCAUAAGCACAAAUGCUCAUUCAAGCCAAAGAUUAGAGAAUGGUGGUAGGUGAUACAAUAUUGAGGAAUCUCUAAACAAAAAAAAAAUGGAGGGUCCUCAAUAUGGUUCUCCACCUGCCACAAAGCUACUGAAUGCUUUAAUUAGAACUGGUCAGGAAUUCUGCAAUGAAAUACUUCUUCAGUAGGAUGUUAUAUAGGAAAGGACUGAUUUUGACAGAUGUCUUAACUCAAAAUAUUUUAGAAAAAGUUUGUUUCAACAAGUAUCUUGUUUCAACGUUUUGACUAUCAGUUCACAAUUUAUGUUUUAGAUUUUCAGGUUUCAUCCUGAUUUAGGAAGAGAAGUCUUAGUCUUUCAUAAUCUCAUAAAUGCUGAUGCUAUAGAAAUGACUGAACCAACCAGAUCACAUACUGAUAUAUCAUUAGCCAACAUUCAUAAAUGGCCUGAGACUAUUACUAAUGGUGCCAGCCGCUAAUCUUAAUGAAAUUAUUCUAGUAGAGAAGUGGCAUUAAUGAUACAUAUAUGUUAGGUGUAUAUGGAAACUGUUUAAUUUUGGACAUAUUAGGUACUCUUACUAUGACAUUUAGAAAAUAAGCUUAAACUAAAUCUAGGAUGUGAGGGCUCAUAGAGAAGUGACAAUUUUACCCAAUCUGGCCACAGAAAGUGGCAUACAGCCUUGACCAAACACAAGUGCACAGCUGCAAGCAGCUUCAAAAAUGACCAGUUGGAUGAAAAUUUUAACCCUCAUUGCAUGAGGGGUCAGAUGAAGAUGUUUCAAAAUAGAAUGUCUUCUGUAACUUAUCUGCAUUGGGCGGCUGGCAGCUGUAGCAGCGGCAUUGGAAGCGGUGCUGCAGUGAAAUUUGGGGUGGCUGCGGCAUCCUUCCCACGAGCCUCACCACAAUCCCACGCCUUGAUAUCAGAGCAGUAUUGGCCAAUAUGCCUUCUUAAAUAUCGGCAUAUUGAUAUUUAUCGGCCCCAAAAAUCUCUAUUAGUGCACCCCUAUCAGCUACAGCAAGGAGCUGCUCUUCUGUCUGAUCCCUGAAUGUCCCCAAAGUUUGUGACUCAGAGUUAUACCUAAUAAUAAUAUAGCAUAGCAUACAGUUCUCUUCCAGCAAAACUGAAAGCUCUUGAGAUAUUAUUUGAGGGCAGACUUUAAUCUUGACUUUCUGGCCUUCUUUAAACCCCCUUAUCAUUGCCUGGCUUAAAGAGUUUUGUAAAAGAAGGCUGGCAUCCAGUGUAAGAAGGGCUCCUCAUUCCAUGUAAGUGCUUACUACUCAGGAUAAAUAUAUUAUGGCUGUAAAUUGACUUGUUAGGUAAGAUUCUAAAUAAAUGACAUUGACACUAUGAUAUGACACUAUGACUUGAAAUACUGUUUCACCCAUUUAUAUUUUAAGAGGGUAGCAGGGCAUAAGUUGCUGUUACCUCUUAUUGCUUUCAAAAUGAAGAUCAAUUACACAUAUUAGAGACAUUUUAAAAAUAUAUAUUUUUUUACUUUUCUUAUUAGUCUAUAGGAGAUGCACCUUUUUGCUUUACUGACCUAUGGAAAUCUUUUAUACUAUGUGCUUUAUUUUAAGUGUCUACACUUAUAGGGUAAUGAUCACAUAAUAUAUUUAUCAUGGAUAUGGAAAUGAAUUUUUUGAUCAAAAUAGUAUUAGUGUAACUUUUGAUUUUGUGCAUGUGGGAGGUUAAACUUAUAUUGCUGGAAUACCCAUCAGAGAGAGAGAUAACCAAUGACUUCACAUUUGAACCAUCAUUUGUACCUGGGGAUAAGUAAAAAAAAUAUCCAAAAUAAAAAUAGAAAAAUGUAAUUGUCUCUUAGUCUGGGUUUGGAAUGAACAGCAUGGCAAGCAAGUAUUUCACAGUAUGUUAUUUCAAGAAGACUCUGUUGAGGAAUUCUAUAAAGUACUGGCUUGUUUCCUUCUAGUUUCCUUCUGCCUUUGAGAACUCCUUAUAUAAAGCUUGCACUAUAACCCUGAUAAUUGAGGUUUUUUUUCCAACAAAGUGCCUAGACUUAUAUAUGUACCAUGUGCAAAUUAAGAAUAGGUCUUUUCCUUUAAUCUUGCUCCACCAAAAGACAUUGAAAACUAAAGUAUCCCUUAACCCCUAAACUUUAUAAGACAAGAACUGAAAUAUAUAAACAUUGUAACAAAAGGAAAAACACCACGCUUGCACACACACGCGCACACACACACACACACACACGCACGCACAUCCCGGGCGGGGAGGUUUGAACAUCUUAAUAAUUUAUUCAUUAAAAAUAUUAGUAGACAUAAACUUAUUUUCAGUAGCCUUUGACAGGGAAGUAGAUCACCCUAGGAAUGCUCAGACACUGUGAGAUUUUUUUCAGUUUUCCCUUUGUCCCUUCAUGUAGUUCUGGCAGCAAUACAGUGUAACUCUGUAUCCCAACCUGAGUAAACUGUUGGGGCUGUCUCAGCCUUUUCCAGUUCUUUUCUAGCAUUUAGGAGUAUAAGUAGUAUAGAGAUUUGAGUAGUAAGCAGCUUUUUAAUUCUUGUCUACACUAGAAAUCUAAAGAAAAUUUAUAAUCAUUGGGCUCUGGGAGUGGGGGGGGGUGUUUUAAUUAAAGUGGCACUAACAUAAUGGGUACCUAUACACAUGCAGUGAGGCUGCUCCGACACACUGUAAUUACAGCGCAUCAGAGAUUAAUGGCUCUCCUGCAGACUCCAGUGUCUCAUGUAUCAGCUGCCCCAAGUGCCUGGCUACAUUGUUAUGCCUCUGAUAAAAUCUCAUGGUUUGUGGUAAGAUUCUGUGAAGUUUUAAAGCAGUGGUUUGUUCCUGAUGGUAUAAUGUGUCACAGUUAGCUAUGGCUAUAUAUUUGACUAUACAGGCAAGUGCUGUCCAUUUACAAAUUUGAGCUGCUUUAGUUUUUCUCCAUAAUACAUGCCUACUAUGUCAUAGUCAAGCAAUCAAAAAGUCCCCCAGCCAGGUUGUGAAUAACAGCCACCUUUCUGAUUGACAUGGCUCUUUUCCAUAUAAUGUAUGAGUAGUCGGCUUGGCCUCCUGUAGCGUGUAGUACACACACAGUCAGGUUUUGCAGUAAAGUAAUUCCAACUGUUCUCUCUGUUCUAUGGCUAUUCCUACAUUGUAAGAGAUAUCUAAGAUAGCUGAUAACAAGCUAGGUCAGGUACGGGAACCAGCAUAGCUGCAACAGCAUGCCUGUUGAUGUGCUUUUAGUCUUGUGAUUUCUCAUCCUUCUUCUGGAGAAAAUUGUUUGUUUACAUAUAAAUCGAAAAUAAAAAGAAGGACACAAGGUGACCUGGUUAUAGCAUAUGAGUAGCUUCAAAGGAAGAAAAUAUCAGGAACUAUAAGGGCUCUUUAAUCUAGCAGAGAAAAUCAAAGCAAGAACCAAUACGUGAAAGUAAAGCCAAAUUCAAUUGAGAAAUAAUGCCCGAAUUAUUAGCAGUGAAGCUGAAUAACCAUUGUAAUAAUUUUGCAAUGGAAGAGAGAGAUUCUCCAUCUCCCAAUGUCUUCACUUCAAGAACAAAUGUUGCUCUAGAAUAUUUGCAUUACUCAGACCUAAUUGAGCUCAGUUCAAAAGUAUUUUGAUGAAAUUCUAUGGCCUAUGAUAUACACAAAGCCAAACAAGACAAUUUAUUUAAAGUAAUACUUCUAGUCUCGGUAAACAAUUAUUUCUUCCUUUUUUUAUAUCUGUAGUAAAAAAUUGGUUUUCAGUAUGAAAUUAAUAAUAUUGAUAGUAUAUCAUGGAAUAAUAUAAUUCAGUAAAUUAAUCAAAAAUAUUAAAUAUAAUUAUAUUUCUACUAAUGUAGGCAUUUUGAUUAUAGAAAUUGCAAUAGCCAUUACCUAGAACUUUCAGGAUUUAGAAUUGCUGCCACUGGAUUAUUACUUGUUAAAACAGAAUUUAAACUGUAGCAAUAGUAUUUAAUCACAUCAUGGAUCUAAUCUGGUAGAAAAUUAAAAUAUUCAUGGGGCUGGUCAAAAUUGGAAACCCUAUUUUUAUUAUAAAUUUCAGAAUUUCAAAGUUCUUUUACUUCAAGUUGUUUGAAACAGAUUUGAUUUUUUUUAACAAUUUUCUGGUCUUUUUUGCAAUUCCAAAAAGUCUGUCUUGAUGUUACUCAAAAUGUUAUCAAAAUGUUUACUGAAAUUUUCCAUUUAGUGGAAACCUCAUAAAGAAAAGCUUCCAAUAAAAAAUGUCAGUAAAAAGUUGAGGGGUGGGAAAAAGCUCAACAUUGUUCAUGGAAAAUGAAAGAUAAUGACAAUAGUGAUACAUUUUCAUUAAAAUGUGGAUUUUUAACAGGCUAUUUUUCUAAGAAAAAAUAUUUUCAUUCAGUUUAGUCUCUGUGUUAGGAGCUCUACACAGUUCCCCAGCUAUCAUUCUCACUGUGUAGGUGCAUCUACAUGCCCAAGGGCCUAUUUGUUCUCUAAACAAAGUAGAAGUGGACUCCUUGCUAACCACAAGCAAGCCACAAGGAAAUUCUUAGGCUGAUAGGGGAAGGAAGAGUAGGAUUUUUUUCUACAUCAGGGGUCCAGGAGAAUUAGUUCAGUUUGUCCAGUCUCUGGUUACUUAUAAAAAAGUCAUUGAAGCACUUCAGUCUGCCUCUGGGUUCCUGGAGAAAUUACCUUCACCCCUAAUUUUUGUAUGAUGCCCUUCACAAAGCACAAUUAUGCCAGUUUUGUGUGGUAGAUUGAAUUUUAGCCAAAGGGGUAAAUCUAAGUUUACAGCCAAUGCCAAUUUUUGAGAUGAGCAAGAAUAAUUCUAAUGAAUUAGCAAUCUCUGCCUGGUUAAAAACUAUUUUCAGUACUACCUCCUAGAUUCAAUGCUUGUGUGCUUGUGAGUGUUGUGUAAAACAAAGUAUUUGCUUCAGAUCCAAAGAAGAUUAGAGGGCAGGGGGAAACAAAGCAAAUAACUAAGAGCCACAGUGCAAAGCCUCCUGAGAAAAGAUUGACAAAGAGUAGAACAUUUUUCAUAAUGAGGAGCCACCUUACCUUUGCCAUGUUUUGUUUCUGGCAGAUGUCGGUUUAGAAACAAAUACAUGGGUUUUUGUCUGAGAUAUUCUGAUUAGAUUCCUUUCAUACCUCUGUCACUUCAUAUGAAUCACCAAAAGUCUAGUAUCUGGUAAUGUAAAGCCUUUUAUAAAACAUAAUCCUGUAAGCACUGUACAUGUGGGUAGCUUUAGUUGUGUAAGCAGCCCUAUGGCAAUACCUUAUUGCCUUCUGCAAACAAAAAUCAGUGAGAAGUAGCUAUAAGGAAGAGGGGGAGAAGGAAAUCUUGCCCCCAUCUCCAUGGCAUGAUGUCCCAUUAUAGGCUUCUCUUUCUGCAUAGAGUCUGCCCGCAAAGGUCCUAGCACCCUGGGAUCUGAAGGAGGUUAGAGAACAAGGCCAUUUAAUGGAGGCCCCUUGCUCCUGGCCCCCAGUGUACAAUACCCUGACAGUGUGGCUCCAGCAGAGUUGAGCUACCUGGCAGUCCCCAGCCAUGACUGUCCCUUAAAACUGCCAUUGGUAGACUGCAAAAAGUAAUCUCAAACUAAACUGAUUUACUUUCUACAGCUUUGAAAAAUGACAAUGGAUUUCUUGUUUUAAGUACAAGGAUAAUCUAAUGAACUAGCUGAGUCCUUCAAAAUUAUAGAAACAGUAAUAAUUAUACCUAACUUUUAAUUUGAGUUUAUUCUAGAGUUUUAAAUAAAUGUUAUUUCCAUAAAAUAGCUAAAAUCCAAUCUGUGGAUGCACUUUUGUUUUCCCUCAUUCAUGAAUUUUCAACUGAAUUUUCAUAGAGCCUUUACGCUUUCUGUCUGCUUAUAUUGUGCUUGUGGUCACUAAAAGGUUGUUAAAAGAUGUCUAUGGAGUGUAGAGAGGAAGUUGCAAUUCAAGUUUCUAAGUGUUGCCCCGCCAACAAUAUCCACCCUACCAUGAAUCCAGAGGUGAAAAGUAAUUCAGCUGCCAAGUCAUCUUCAUUCUGGGCCUCAGCUCUAGAUCAUACUAUGGGCACAUAAAAUAUGAGCAUACAAAUGUUAAAGCUUGAUGAUAACUCAUGCUAAGCGUGCUCUGAACAUCUCAAAAUUACACCACUUCCAAGGGUACUAUCUAGCUUGUGUUAGGAUAACUUCAGUCUGCUUCAUGGAGAUAAAAUGAGCAAUCUGCAGUACUCCAGAAUCCCAGAAUGCAUAGCUCCCAUCCACUCCCCACAACCCAGAGCUGGGAUAGAGCCCAGCUGUCACAUGACUCCUAGCUAGACCCCGCUCAGCUACUCCCUAGUGACAAGUCGAAGCUGUGCAGGCAAGAAACAGUAUUAGCCUUUAAUGUGUGGCUGCUCACAGCACAUUUGAACUUUAACACUGCUUAACUUUCUACAGAUUUCAUAUCAUCUAAGUGUAAUGUGCAACUUCACAGAAACAACCAGUGGUACCAAGCCAUAGGGCAUCAUUUUGCCUUCCUUUAUCCGUGGAAAAACCUCAUUGUUGUUUUAUCAUUGUAGCUGGCAACCAAAUAUUGUCCUGUGUACAGUAGUGGUGGGAUGCUUGCUGAAUUGAAACAAAGUAACUCAGUGCAUUCACGAUUCCAACAUUUAUUUGGUAUAAUACUGGGCUGUCCAGCUGGAAGGGUUAAUUUCUGGCCCCUGGGCUCCCACCUGGCUACUGCUCCUGUCAUCGUUUUGUCGUCAGUAUCAGUCAGGGGCUCUUGACCCCCCCUCCCCGCCCCCGUCUUUUGGCUUCCACUUCCUGUCUCCACUCUAGGGGGUGCAGAAGCAUGACAUAGCCUGCAGUGCUGGGGGAGCCCACGGUUCAGGGUAGCUCUGUGGCCAGUGCAGUGAGAGAGAGCCCACAGCUAGGGAGCUGAAAGUGAGCCCAGAACACCCAGUGCAUGCACAGUGCAGCAGGGAGAAGCAUGCAUCGUGUGACAAGGACAUGCACCUGCCCACAGAGUGCAAUGAGAAAGGGAGAGCCCACGCAAGCACAGGGCCUCUGGUAUGUGUUGCUGUGUCCCUGAUGUUGGUGGCCCAUGGGAUGGCAGGCCCUGGCCAGUUAUAAGUUGGACAUUUGUGGUAUAGUGUGAGAUUCACCGGCUGGAUCUACUUUGUCACCCUCCAUCCUCAGAUCCUAGGUGCAUGAGACUUAACAGCUUCUGUCAACCCAAAGGAAUUGUAACGUCUAUUCUUUGGUUGUUAGUGUUACUAAAAUAUUUUUGGAAUUUGCUGUAAGAGAUUUUUGUCAGUCUUUUGUGAAAUGUGAUAGUAAUUCAUUAGAAAAAUGCAAAUGACACAUUUCCUCUCUGGCUUUUUCCAGAAAGAUCAAGCAUGUGUUGCUGGACUUUUACCUUUUCCUUUGGCAUGCAAUAAACACAUUCCAUUGCACUUGGAUAAAUGCACUUCAUGAAUGACUAUCCAAAGAUCGCAUGUUAUGGUAACCACAGAAAAUGUAUAAAGAGCAGAGACGAUGUUGGCAUUUUCCCUUGUUUGAAACAUCAGCAGCCAACAAAUUUUAUAUAUCUUUAUUAUUAUUGCAUGCAUGCAGUGAAUUUCUUAGUCUGCGAAAUUCUUUAAUUGCUUGAUCAGGAUUAACAAGGGUUCAUUAACAUCUGAGGGUAAGCUUACCAUACUCUCCUUCCUUUACUUCCCCAUCUUUUUUAAUAUUCAUACCUUAUGGACUUAAGCACUUGCAGGGCUUAGGUUAUCUGUUUGUCUUCUGGUUAUCUAUUAGAUUUUAAGAAGGAAGAUAAACUUCUUGUGAUGUAUUUAAUUGGAAAUACUGUUUUAAUAUUGUUUCAUUAAAACUUUUUCCAUGUCUGACAAAACUGAAAGAACUGUGAUUUUAUGUAUAUUCCUUUUAAAAAAAAAACAACUUUAUUUCUUUUUUAUAUUCUACAUCGUCUUGCAGCUGUACUGUAAUACACAUUUCUAGGGCGGUAAAAACCUUGCAGAAAGCCUUGGUUCCCUUGGAGGUUGAAAUAGAAAAAACUUCCUCUGGGAACAUCCACACUACCAUCUUCUUUCUUUGGUGAGCCUCAGAGCCCUCUCUUCUUGCCACCAAUAACUUCGAGAGGUUCCAGGGCUGUUUGCUAACAGCACAAUAAAACCCCAGUGUAAGAAGAGGCCUGCCAGCUUUCCAGCCAAAUGAUUUCACACUGAACUAUAGCAAGCAUGAUUUGAGAUGCAUUAACACUUGAUUUGUCAAAAUUGUGCUUGGCGUCAAGAAAGCCUGACUUGCUGUUUCAGAGGUAGCACUUGUGCAUUUACUUGUGUAAUCAAGACUAUUGCUCUUUAGAACCAAAAAUAUGCAUGAUAUGAGAGUAGUAUCUGAGUGCUUUGACAUUUACGUUUUAUACAUAUUUCCCAUUACUUACCCAGGGUUCAGAUGGAAAGACGCCAUACCUGGAAAAUAAAGGUUUGGUGUAACAGCACUGUUGUUAAACUAAAGUUUACUGUUGUUUGUACGUGCAUUUUAAUUCCAGAAAGUCUUGAAGGGACUUUCUACCGCCAGAUUGUUUGUUUCAAAUAAAAGUGUUUCUUGUAUUGAAUAGAUAGCAAACUGUAGGUAAGUGGCCAUUGGACACAUCUCUAAAGAAAAACAAAGCAUAUAUAUGCAAUAGAAAACUCAUAAACUGGACUAGCCAUUUCUGGUGCCCUGAACAAAAGAGUAUAAUCCAUGGAGGAUGAGAAAUGGGAGAGGGAUUUCAGAAGGGAGAUGUAUGAUGCUCUAAGUCUUUUGGAUCAGAACAGUGAUGCCAGCUGAAGUACAUUUCUUAUCUUAUGGCACUGAUUUUGAAUGUCAUUGGUCUGUGUGCACCCAAAGGAAGGAAGAGACACUGAGUUGCUCUGCAAGAUGGAGUGAGUGAGGGAGUAGUGAAUAUUUUAUAGAGGGACACUAAAUCACUAAAUGUAAUUUGUAAUUUGUUCAGUAGAAAGCAAAUGAGCCUCCAGCCUUGCCACCCCUGUACCCUGCACAAUGCCUCUUUCAAGUGAGAGUAGCAAACAUUCCAGAAGAGCAAAUGCUUAAAUUAGGACUUGCUUGUAGCUAUGCUGAAUGUGUUUGCCAAGUAUUUGGGGCUACAGUUUGCAUAUCUGCUUAAAACCAGAAAGAAUCAUAUUUUAAAGCCUGAAAUAAAGUACCUGCAGUAGAUAACCCUUUCAAGAUUUUCUGUAAAAAGGUUGCAGAAUUGAAAAACAAUGAGCUUUAGCAUUAACAACAAUUACUCUAGCAUUUUCUUUUUCAGAGUUUUGGGGCCUACUUCUGUAGCCCUUCAGCAUGCUGAAGUCUCACUGAGAACAGCAGAAGAGACUGAUCAGGUAGUAAAAAGAAAAGGAGAAACCACACUACAUAAAUGCCCAAUCACAUUUCAUUAUUCUGUGUUUCGUUUAUCUGUAGUGUGUUUUUGGAGUUCAGCCUACACCCAGGCACAGGAUUUAGGCACAGGCAAAGAUAAAAGGAGUCUGAGUAUGAGUGAUGUUAUAUUGGCAAUGGAGAUAACAUUUGUUUUAGUAUUUUUAGAAAAGAUGUAAUAAGUUAAAUAAUCCAGUUUUUCAGCAUCUCAGCUCAAAAAAGAGGUGCCACACAAAUAAUGAAGUUAGCUUGUAGGACUGUCAUGUGGGGAGUGAGAGCUGACUCAGAUUCUUAGGGUUCAAAAUUUCCUUAAGUGGAAUAAAAGCCCAAGUUCCAUUUUCCAGAAUGCCUUCGCUUUUCAAUGGGACUUGGACUCCUAAACACCCAAGCCUCUUUUGAAAAGGGGUUACGGACACUUAAGUCUCUUUAGGAGAUUUUGAAAAUAUUACACUUUUUUUGCUUAGAGUUACUCUCAGAUAUUUAAACCUUCUAAAUGUGAAGGCUUAGAAGCUAUUCAUAUUCAAAUUCUGUAUGAAGCAGAAAUGGAGGAAAAGUAAUUGGAGAGUAGAGGUUGAUGGAUGGAAACCAAGUCUGAUUGUUAACAUGUAUUUUUUGGAAAACUAUUGUUUUCUUUUCAAGCUAGUACUAAUUGAAAAAGAUGUCACUUAAAAAUUGCACCUGUUGCACUUGAUUGGUACAUGUUGCCUUCUAUUUAUCCCUUGUUUCACUCAAAUAUGUAUAAACAAAGGCCUCUCAGCUUAUUGAAACUCACCUUUAAGCAGAUUUUUAUAUAGUUAUGUUGACUUUCCUUUUAGAAUGUCAAAGAAUACUUAGAGCAAUAACAUUAACGUUUGAGUGUGCAGCUAAUAAGUUUCACAGACAUGAGAGCUUUAUUUUUUACUUAUGUCUAUUUCAGAUUUGUUUUAAUAAAACUGUAGCUUUUCUUAAAUGUUACCACAGGUACUCAGCAUUAAUACACUGGCUGUCAAUUGAAUUAGGCUUAAAUUUUAACUCUUAGUUCCAUAAAAUUUGCAGCAAAAGUCAUAAAAUACUCAGAGUAAAAUAUUUUUCUUUCAAAGAUCAGGCCUUUCAAUAUUUCUUAAAUAAAGAUGAAAAAUAGUCAAGAAAAAACAACUAAUUAGAUUCAGGUACUUUUCUUUUUAUCAAAUAAUAAUAUAUAUAUUUCUACCAUGUAUCUGUUUAAUUUUGUCAGAAAAACAAAAUACACACAUGAGCUAAAUUUGUAAAAAAAAAAAAAAAAGUUGCAAGAAAUGAAGUAUUUAUUUUUAAAAAGUGUUAAGAAACCAUUGUCUGUAAAUAAUAAAGAAUUAUAUUUUCCUCCUCAAUAUUGCUGUUCAUCAUAUCAAGUGUAUUUUUUUAUAUAAAAUAUAUUGUUCAAAUAUUGUAGAUUUCUCUAUUCAAAAACUUCUGUCUAGAUAGUAUGUUUAGCUAUCAUGCUUUACUGAUACACUUAAUAUUCUAGCUGUCAACAUGCUAUUUGAAAGAAAAACUAUUUUUGAGUCUGUAAAAAACCAAACUGUGUUUUACUGCUGUAAAGUUGCUGAAGGUAUGUUAAUAAAUAUUGGUUUCUUUUGUGUCUGAAA
Molecule: messenger RNA, 17591 nt
Organism: Alligator mississippiensis (American alligator)
Lineage: Eukaryota; Metazoa; Chordata; Crocodylia; Alligatoridae
Gene: FMN1
Product: formin 1
Exons: 17
Coding region: 737-4378 (1213 amino acids)
Biological process (GO): actin nucleation
Cellular component (GO): nucleus; cytoplasm; endoplasmic reticulum membrane
Molecular function (GO): microtubule binding
Source: RefSeq, a predicted model, not a curated record